Talaromyces amestolkiae is the source of this 1218-nucleotide messenger RNA. RefSeq lists its product as uncharacterized. The coding region runs from base 1 to 1218 and encodes 405 amino acids. The transcript is spliced from 3 exons. The record is from RefSeq and is a predicted model, not a curated record. Gene Ontology annotation, cellular component: mitochondrion. Gene Ontology annotation, biological process: glycerophospholipid biosynthetic process. NCBI's taxonomy places the organism in Eukaryota, Fungi, Ascomycota, Eurotiomycetes, Eurotiales, Trichocomaceae.
AUGCCCCUGAAUCGCAUACCACGAUCGGCUUUCUUUUCUCAGUCCUGCUACAAUGCCAGUUUAAGAAUACGUGUCUCUCGGCACGCUCAAUAUCGCCGUGGCUUCUUGACGUCUGCUACAGAAGCCCCCGAGAUCGCUUUCGCUUUCGAUAUUGACGGCGUUCUUCUUCGUUCCUCCAAACCCAUCCCUGGUGCUUCAGACGCUCUCCGUACCCUCCAAGAACGCGGCAUUCCCUUUAUCCUGUUAACAAAUGGCGGCGGAAAACACGAGACCGAGAGAGUCGCCGAGAUCAGCGAGAAACUGAAUAUAUCUCUGGACCCAAGCGUUAUAAUCCAGAGCCAUUCACCAUUCGCCGAACUAGUCAAUGGAGCUUUCGGACAGGAGGCAUUGGAGAAUAAGACUAUUUUGGUCGCAGGCGGUGAUGGUGAUAACUGCCGCCUAGUGGCAGAGAGGUAUGGAUUCAAGUCGGUUGUGACACCAGGAGAUAUUCUCAAUGCAUAUCCUGGUAUCUGGCCGUUCGCCAAAAAUUUCAAAGAUUAUUACAAGUCAUUUGCACGACCUCUACCCAGACCAAUCGACCCAGCCAAUCCUUUGGAAAGUCUGAAGAUUGACGCAAUGUUCGUAUUCAACGACCCACGAGAUUGGGGUCUCGAUGCGCAGAUUAUUAUAGAUGCUCUUUUAUCCAACCAGGGUAUCAUGGGAACCUUAUCUGAUAAGAACGGCAAACCAGAUUUGCCAAACCGUGGAUAUCAGCAAGAUGGUCAACCUCCAUUAUAUUUCUCGAACCCAGACUUAUGGUGGGCAGCAAGCUACCACCUCCCACGACUUGGCCAAGGUGGUUUCCGUGAAGCUUUGGAAGGUACUUGGGCGGCAGUAACUGGAGGACCAACUCAAGGAGUUGAACUAAUCAAGACUGUGGUUGGAAAGCCAUAUACUCUUACAUAUCAAUUCGCGGAGAACCAGUUAUUGCGAAAUCGGUCGAAAAUAUUCGACUCUGAAGGUCUACCUCCGUUAAGGAAUGUUUUCAUGAUCGGUGACAAUCCAGAAUCUGAUAUCCGUGGAGCCAACACUUAUAGAAGUGACCAUGGCAGCAAAUGGCAUUCUAUUCUCGUGCGGACCGGCGUGUAUAGUGGUGGUACUCCCGCAUACCAACCGACAACAAUUGUGGAUGAUGUGAAGCGUGCCGUAGACUGGGCUCUCAAGACUUCAGAAUAUUAG